AUGCCCAUUAAAAAUCCUAUUCUAAUCUAUGAACAUCUGUUUAGACCAGCACUGAUGAAGUAUGGGUUGUUUGAUCAAAUAAGAAUGGAUCAUGGAAGUUGUCCUUUGUAUCUUUGUACAACAGCUAUUAAAGGGAUAUCGAUUCAGUGAAAGCCGUUUACCUUGGAAGCAAAUGUCAUCUACAAGUAAUUAUGUCUCAGAGCGCAUGUGGCUUGAGGUUAAUCCAAGGAUUAACUACCCUAUAAAACGUCAACUCUGUGAGAUACAAAGACAGGAUGAUAUUGACUUUGAUCACCCAGUUACAAUGUUUUGCGUUUCUUGGGUGACAAUGUAUGUUGCAAAUGAUGCUGCUGAACACUUGAUCCAUUCAUGCAAUCAUCACAGGAUUCCAGGACCACAAGGAUGUGUGCCAGUGGAAAACAUGGCUCAGACCUCAUGUGCAAUGCAGCUACCAGCUGAAUUGAUUCCAACUGUGAUGCAACUUUUGCCACUGACCCUUUGGUAA
Molecule: messenger RNA, 505 nt
Organism: Porites lobata
Lineage: Eukaryota; Metazoa; Cnidaria; Anthozoa; Scleractinia; Poritidae
Source: the annotation of a GenBank genome assembly